Penicillium odoratum is the source of this 810-nucleotide messenger RNA. Its product is annotated as mediator of RNA polymerase II transcription subunit 18. Gene Ontology annotation, molecular function: transcription coregulator activity. The coding region runs from base 1 to 810 and encodes 269 amino acids. Gene Ontology annotation, cellular component: mediator complex; core mediator complex. Gene Ontology annotation, biological process: termination of RNA polymerase II transcription; regulation of transcription by RNA polymerase II. The transcript has 2 exons. The record is from RefSeq and is a predicted model, not a curated record. NCBI's taxonomy places the organism in Eukaryota, Fungi, Ascomycota, Eurotiomycetes, Eurotiales, Aspergillaceae.
AUGCAUGAGCUAUUGUUGUUCGCCUCGGUCCCGGUUCAUCAGCAUCAUGAGCUUCUUCAGCAACUCACCGGGCUGACAGCCAUGCAACCUCGCCACGCUCUUGAGCGUCGGCUGAUCUUCAAGGCCUAUCGGAAACCAGGUCUCGCCACAGUCCGCACAGGAGGCAGCCAAGACCUGCAGUCAGGGGACCUGCAACGCGUCAACAAGAUGCUUAAUGGUGGCAUGUUCUACACUCAGGUCGUCGGCCCCGUCUCGGACACCGCCUUUGGGUCCGCACCGGUCCCUGAUCAGGAUACCGAAAUGGCCGGCAUGGAUGACUCCAGGCCCACGGGCCAAGUGUCAUAUGACUAUGAGCAGCAGCCCUGGAAAUUGGAGUUUCGAGAUAUUCCCGAGGCAGGGACCCGAUCUGCUGUUACGGCCCGUGUCAUGGCGAGCGCCUCGCUCCCGCGUGGGGAUAUCGUCCCCGCUAUGAAUGCGUGGGGCUACAGCUUUGUGACUGAGUAUGUGGUCGAGGGCGAUAUCUUCAUCCAUAACGAUAUCACCAUUUUCUUGCAUCGUGUGCUACAUUACCCCACUUCUGACAAGGAGUUCCGUGUGCCUCGGCAGCAGCUUCCGGCGUUCAAAGAUAUGGCACCACUGGAGAAGACCGGGAGCUAUGUGUUGCAAGCCUCCAUCAUUGUCCAGGAUGGAAGCAACCAGGAGACUAUGAAGACGGCCUCCCAGCAUUUGUUUGGGUUGCGGGAACAGCUCAAAUCCGCGGUAAAGCUGGAGCAGGCUGAUCGGCUAUCUCUGGAUACCAGGGCAAAGUAA